GUGGUACCAGUGUACCCAUGGAGACCAGAGAGAAGACUGUAUCCCUGUGAAGACUAUUAUUAUAAAAUCCACGUUUUAGUUCCACGUGAAAUACUGAAGCUAAAAGAUAGAUUUUGUUAUAAAUAGUCUGUAUAAUUAAAUUCAGUUAAUAACAGUUUAUUAUUUAAUUAAAUUUUGGUAUAAUUAGCUGUCUUUGUUAGUUAAGCCGUUAUCUUUCAGCGAUAUAAAAAAUUAAGCAAAUAAACAAUUCAUCAUGUCUUCAAUAAAUGAUGCUAUUUUGUCCAAUAUCUCUUGUAAAUGUGCUGAGAAUCAUCAAAAAAGAUUUGAAUCUACAAAACUUGAUGUGACUGAUUCUGAGCCAUCAACACCAUUGUAUAAACCAAAACCUAAACUUGAAUUCUCCCAAGAAUAUAUUGAAUAUAAGAAGACACUUGCUCCUCAAAUGCAAAAUCACUUUUUGUAUCUUAUGGAGGUCAGGAAAAUUCAACAAACAAGAGAAAUUACUUGUUAUGAACGUAACGAACUAUGGGAAAAAUAUAUAAGGCAGCCUGAAUUAUCUGAUGAUGUUUCAGAUUCAUCUCCACAAGAUGAUCCUACACCAUCAGAAUUAUAUUUGCGUACUGUUAGAACUUAAAAAAAAAAGUGUGAACUUCCUGUUGAUUUACUUCAUUCAUGGUAACUUACUGUAUUAUAUAAAAAAAAAAAAAAAUUUGAAUUAUGAUCAUUUUUUGUGGUAAAACUACUUUACUUAUCAAUAAAAACUACAAAUUAAAAAAU
Molecule: messenger RNA, 777 nt
Organism: Aphidius gifuensis
Lineage: Eukaryota; Metazoa; Arthropoda; Insecta; Hymenoptera; Braconidae
Exons: 4
Coding region: 254-634 (126 amino acids)
Source: RefSeq, a predicted model, not a curated record